This is a messenger RNA of Oncorhynchus tshawytscha (Chinook salmon), 1694 nucleotides long. Its product is annotated as zinc finger protein 502. Gene Ontology annotation, cellular component: nucleus. Lineage: Eukaryota; Metazoa; Chordata; Actinopteri; Salmoniformes; Salmonidae. Gene Ontology annotation, molecular function: DNA-binding transcription factor activity, RNA polymerase II-specific; RNA polymerase II transcription regulatory region sequence-specific DNA binding. The transcript is spliced from 6 exons. The record is from RefSeq and is a predicted model, not a curated record. Gene Ontology annotation, biological process: regulation of transcription by RNA polymerase II. Bases 102 to 1433 code for a protein of 443 amino acids.
UUUCCGUAUAUACAACCACAAUAAUAUUCCACGACCCUCUGAUACUCCUGUUAAGCAUCCAUGUAACCAACUACCGAAAGGUCACGGGUCAUCUACUGAAGAUGGAUCCAAUGGAUAAAUAUGGGACAUAUGAAAACAGUGGUCAACCAGAAGAGCUUUUUGAUCACUCACUACAUUGGAGUGAGGUUAAAGAGGAGGCUGAAGAAUGUCCGAUUUCAGCUGUCUCGUUAGGAGUUGAAACAUCCCAGGUUUGUCAAAAGGAGGACCCCGAUGAACAAGAUCCUUCCUUUGACACAGUUUCAGACAUGCAUGGAGUCACAGAGCAGGAGUGUGGACAUAAAGGCAUGACAUAUCUCAAAGUAAAGGUGCCGCCUUCUCCAGUCCCAGUCAAAGAGGAGUCUGAAGAAUGCUCCCAUCUGCCAGUAGAUGAAGAGGAAGUUGCCUUAAUUACAGUGAAGAAAGAAGAGAAUGAAGACUGGUUGAAGUCAGAAGAUGAGGAUGUUGUGAAAGUGUCAGUGCCUUGGGAGCUGUUGGAAACAUCACCAUCAUCAUCAUGCUCAGAUACAGAGGACAGUGAGAUGGAAAGUGAUAAUGUGAAAGACUGUGAAAACCAUGAGAGUGACAUUUCACGAGGUUUAAUGAUUGAAGAUUGUAGCAGGAUUGAUCCAGGGAUGACGCCAGAUACAGAUGUGAAAGCUAAUGCUGUCGAUUUCAGUGAAUCUAAAGGGGGGUCCUCCUUCUACCCAUGCCCCCAUUGUAGACUUGGUUUCACCAUAGAACGUUUUUUCCAUGGGCAUCUCAAGAGGGCCCACCCUGAAGAGUACAUCGCUCUGCUGAAGUCUGGGGAAAUAAUUGCAACAAAAAAAAAGUGUUCACAGCUGCCCCCAGCCACAUGCCCGCAAUGUGGCAAGAGCUUCUCCAAUAAAUAUGUUAUGGAAAAGCAUCAGAGGAGUCACACAGGAGAGAAGCCAUAUCACUGUGCAGACUGUGGGAAGAGCUACGUCUUUGCUGAUUCACUCAAAAAACAUAAAAAAAGAUGUGGGAAAGGAUUCCGAAGACAAACCCAACUGACCAGCCAUGAAACGAUCCCCACAGGAGAGAGACCAUAUAAAUGCUCUCAGUGUGGAAAAGGAUACCGAACACCCGCCAGUCUAAAAGCACACCAGAAAACCCACCCUGGAGAAAAGCCUUAUCAGUGCUCUCAGUGUGACAAAUGUUUUGUCUUUUCCAGAGACCUUAAGAGACACAGAUGGACUCACACUAGUGAGAGACCAUAUAAAUGCUUUGAGUGUGGCAAAGGAUUCGUCGAACAAACCCAACUGACUAGCCAUGAGCUUAUCCACACAGGAGAGAGACCGUAUAAAUGCUCUCAGUGUGCAAAAGGAUACCGAAGACCAGCCCAUCUAAAAAGACAUAAAAUGACCCACACCUAAUGAUUGCCUCCGGGGUAAGAAGUCAUUCUACUGGCUGGAAGAUUUGAUAACUUGGAACUUUGAUAUGCCUGUAGAGUAUAUUAACUCUGGAACUUUGAUAUUCCUGUAGUAUAUAUGUUAUGUAAAGUUCAACAAUAUAUUGAAAAAUUUGCUACAUCGAAAAUUAUAUAUUUUCAAUAUUUAUUUUUUAAAAUAUUUAUAAAUUAAAAGGUUUGCUGUGUCUGUCAGCGUAGUGUCCGGAACAUGAAGGCGCUACCAGGA